Triticum turgidum subsp. durum (durum wheat) is the source of this 1260-nucleotide messenger RNA. The record is from the annotation of a GenBank genome assembly. NCBI's taxonomy places the organism in Eukaryota, Viridiplantae, Streptophyta, Magnoliopsida, Poales, Poaceae.
AUGGACCCGGUGCCGGGUCUGGUCAAGGAGGAGGAGGAGGAGGGCGCCCACGGGAGAGGCGAUUCGCCGGCGGUCGGGGCGGCGCCAAGGCCGAUGGAGGGGCUGCACGACGCCGGGCCGCCGCCGUUCCUGACGAAGACGUACGACAUGGUCGAUGACCCCAACACCGACAGCAUCAUGUCGUGGAGCGCCGGCAACAACAGCUUCGUGGUGUGGGAUCCGCACGCCUUCGCCACGGUGCUGCUGCCCAGGCACUUCAAGCACAGCAACUUCUCCAGCUUCGUCAGGCAGCUCAACACCUAUGGCUUCAGAAAGGUGGAUCCUGACAGAUGGGAGUUCGCCAAUGAGGGUUUCCUACGGGGACAGAGGCACCUUCUGAAGAACAUCAGGCGUCGUAAACCUCCCGCUCAUACUGCCUCAAAUCAGCAGUCCCUUGGAUCUUACCUUGAGGUGGGGCACUUCGGAUAUGAUGCAGAGAUUGACCGGCUGAAAAGGGACAAGCAACUGUUGAUGGCAGAAGUGGUGAAGCUAAGGCAGGAACAGCAGAACACGAAGGCGCGUCUGAAAGCCAUGGAGGAUAGGCUACGUGGUACCGAGCAGAAGCAGCAGCAGAUGACUUCAUUCAUGGCACGUAUCUUGCGGAACCCUGAAUUCUUGAAGCAACUGAUUGCCAAGAAUGGGAUGAGGAAGGAGCUCCAUGACGCUAUCUCGAAGAAAAGGAGGCGCCGCAUUGACGGUGGACCUGAAGCUUAUGCCGUGGGUGCUAGUAGCAGCAGCCUGGAGCAAGAGUUGCCUGUUGUGUUUGAUUCUCAUGGGUCAGUGGAACUUCUUGCCGAGGGGUCGGUGCCGGUGGAACUCCUUGCUGACGGGAUCCCACCCGAUCUGGAAGGCUCAGUGGAACUCCUUGCUGACGAGAUCCCACCUGGCCUGGAAGGUUCAGUGGCACUCCUUGCUGACGGCCUGGAAGGUUCCGUGGAACUCCUUGUUGAUGGGAUUCCAUCUGAUCUCGACGGCUCAGGUAUCGACUCUAACGGCGUAACAGAGCCACAGGAUUAUGGUCUCGGUACCUGUGAAGCGCAGCAGAACAGAGCCCCGGGGCUGUUCCAUGAUAAUUUCUGGGAGGAGCUGCUGAACAAAGGACUCAGCGUUGAGAACGACGAGCCGGUUAACGUAGACGGCAUGGAUGUGCUGUCUGAGAAGAUGGGACCAGGGGAUAACAGUUCCGACGAAUGCACCCAAAGUUUGCACAGAGGCAAUUGA